Messenger RNA from Dryobates pubescens (Downy woodpecker), 3792 nucleotides. It is a transcript of the gene PDE10A, whose product is annotated as phosphodiesterase 10A. The coding region runs from base 297 to 3437 and encodes 1046 amino acids. The record is from RefSeq and is a predicted model, not a curated record. The transcript has 22 exons. Gene Ontology annotation, biological process: signal transduction; negative regulation of receptor guanylyl cyclase signaling pathway. Gene Ontology annotation, molecular function: protein binding; 3',5'-cGMP-stimulated cyclic-nucleotide phosphodiesterase activity. NCBI's taxonomy places the organism in Eukaryota, Metazoa, Chordata, Aves, Piciformes, Picidae.
AGGUGGGAGCAUGAGGAAAAGUGGACUUUAAAAGGAUCGCAAGCGCUUAGCGGUCAGGAGCGUCCUGUUCCCUCCGGCCUAAAGGGGGAACAGAAAUGUGAGGAUUUUUAUGAGGGCGGGGGAGCCGGGGUGCGGAGGAAAUACUGCCCGGGGGUGCUGACGGGAACGAAGGACCGAACCGCGGGUGACCCUUGUUUGGGUCCGUCCUUUUUUCGGCUUCCUCUUUCGCUUUACUCCUGUAUCUCCCCUAGACGUCCUGCCUUAAACUACCGCGAAAGGGAGGGAAGAGCGGAAGCAUGUCCAACCCGGAGAAGCGGAUCUUAUCCCGCCCCUCGGCCCCCCUGGCUGUAGUACCCGGGGAAAAGCCCAGCUCCGGCAGCCGCCCUCUCCACUCCCAUGGACAGAGCAGCGGAGGUGGAAGCAGCGGCGGGUCUCCUCCUCCUCCCCCCGCUCUUGGAGGCGGCUCGGCUGCCUGCAGCUCCCUCUCUCUCCUUCUAACAACCACCACCAGCAGCAGGAGCCGCGCUGCAGGGACAGCCUCCUCCGCCGCCUCCGCAAGCAUCGUCUCCAGAGCGGCUGCGACUCCUUUCCUCGCUCCAAUCUCCUCCUUUUCCUCCGCUUCUCCAUCUUCUUUUUACUUCUUGCUGCCGCCUCCUCGUUUCCCCUCCUUGUCUUCCUAUAACCUCACAAGUCUCCAAGGGAGGGGAGGAGGAGGAGGAAGAGAUGUUGGCGGAGCAGCAGCAGCAGCAGCUCACUUGAUCGCCCAUCCAGGCGGCAGCAGCAGCAGCAGGAGGAGACUCUUCUGUUCUUCCUCCAUCCAGGGCUUGCUGCUCCGUUCCGCAGCCGGCGCCCCCCGGCAGCACCAUUCCCGGCUCCUCCUCUCCCCAGCCGCCUCUCGCCUGUGGUCCUGCAAUUCCCUCGGUGCUGCAGCAGCAGCAGCUCGCGGCGACGGGAUCCGAGGAGGUGACGGUCCCGGCGGGAGCAGGACUCCUAGGCUGCAGCAGCGGCAGAAAGGCGCCUUCUCCUUCUCGUCUCCCCUACUCCUAGGGCCAGACAUGGAAGAUGGAUCUAAUUCUGCAAGCUGCUUUAGAAGGUUUACGGACUGUUUCUUGAACACAAGUUUAACAGAUGAAAAAGUGAAGGCCUAUCUUUCUCUUCACCCCCAGGUACUGGAUGAGUUUGUGUCAGAAAGUGUAAGUGCGGAAACAGUGGAAAAAUGGCUAAAAAGGAAAAAUAACAGACAGGACGAUGAACCCACUCCUAAAGAAGUCAGCAGGUACCAGGAUACGAAUAUGCAAGGUGUAGUAUACGAAUUGAACAGCUACAUAGAACAGCGCCUGGAUACAGGAGGAGAUAACCAACUACUUCUAUAUGAACUGAGCAGCAUCAUUAAAAUAGCUACAAAAGCUGAUGGAUUUGCACUAUAUUUCCUGGGAGAAUGCAAUAAUAGUCUGUGUGUAUUUACACCACCAGGAGCUAAGGAAGGACAACCACGGCUCAUUCCUGCAGGCCCCAUUGCACAUGGCACUACAGUAUCUGCUUAUGUAGCUAGAUCCAGAAAAACGUUGUUAGUAGAAGAUAUUCUGGGGGAUGAGCGAUUUCCCAAAGGUACUGGACUGGAAUCAGGGACCCGAAUCCAAUCUGUUUUGUGUUUGCCAAUUGUCACUGCAAUUGGUGAUCUGAUUGGUAUCUUGGAGCUUUACCGCCACGGGGGGAAAGAAGCCUUCCACCUUAGUCACCAAGAGGUUGCAACAGCUAAUCUUGCAUGGGCUUCAGUAGCAAUACAUCAAGUACAAGUGUGCCGGGGCCUUGCCAAGCAGACUGAACUGAAUGACUUUUUGCUUGAUGUAUCAAAAACAUAUUUUGAUAAUAUAGUUGCAAUAGAUUCUCUACUUGAACAUAUAAUGAUAUAUGCAAAAAACCUCGUGAAUGCAGAUAGGUGUGCACUCUUCCAGGUUGACCACAAAAAUAAGGAACUGUAUUCAGAUCUUUUUGAUAUUGGAGAAGAAAAUGAUGGGAAACCUGUCUUCAAGAAGACCAAAGAAAUAAGAUUUUCUAUAGAAAAAGGAAUAGCUGGUCAAGUGGCAAGAACAGGAGAAGUACUUAACAUCCCUGAUGCCUAUGCAGAUCCACGCUUUAACAGAGAUGUAGACCUCUACACAGGCUACACAACCAGAAAUAUCCUGUGCAUGCCUAUUGUAAGCCGAGGAAGUGUAAUAGGUGUUGUGCAGAUGGUGAACAAAAUAAGUGGAAGUGCCUUCUCUAAAACUGAUGAGAACAACUUUAAAAUGUUUGCAGUCUUUUGUGCUUUAGCCUUACACUGUGCUAAUAUGUACCACAGAAUUCGCCAUUCAGAGUGUAUUUACCGUGUAACAAUGGAGAAGCUGUCCUACCACAGUGUUUGUACAGCAGAAGAGUGGCAAAACCUCAUGCACUGUACACUGCCUCCACAUAUUUAUAAAGAAAUUGAACUAUACCACUUUGAUAUCAGUCCGUAUGAAGAUGUCUGGCCUGCCAUUUUUGUCUACAUGGUUCACCAGUCCUGUGGGACAGCCUGCUUUGAACUUGAAAAGCUGUGCCGAUUUACAAUGUCUGUAAAGAAGAAUUAUCGACGUGUGCCCUACCACAACUGGAAGCAUGCAGUUACUGUUGCACAUUGCAUGUAUGCCAUACUUCAGAACAACCAGGGACUUUUCACUGAUCUAGAGCGAAAAGGUCUUUUAGUUGCAUGCCUGUGCCAUGACCUGGAUCACAGAGGUUACAGCAACAGCUAUCUUCAGAAAUUUGAUCACCCAUUAGCUGCUCUCUAUUCCACAUCAACAAUGGAACAGCACCACUUCUCACAGACUGUGUCCAUCCUGCAGCUGGAAGGGCACAAUGUCUUCUCCAAUCUGAGCUCCAGCGAAUAUGAGCAAGUACUUGAGAUCAUCCGGAAAGCCAUCAUUGCUACAGACUUGGCCCUGUAUUUUGGAAACAGAAAGCAACUUGAAGAGCUUCAUCAGACAGGAGCAUUAAACCUUAAAAACCAAGCACACAGGGAUAGAGUGAUUGGUCUGAUGAUGACAGCCUGUGAUUUGUGUUCUGUAACAAAGUUGUGGCCAGUUACCAGACUGACAGCCAAUGAUAUAUAUGCGGAGUUCUGGGCUGAGGGUGAUGAAAUGAAGAAAACGGGUAUUCAACCUAUUCCUAUGAUGGACAGAGAUAAGAAAGAUGAAGUCCCUCAGGGUCAGAUUGGUUUCUACAAUGCUGUAGCCAUCCCAUGUUACACCACACUUGCACAGAUCUUUCCUCCAACUGGGCCACUACUUCGAGCAUGCAGGGACAAUCUCAACCAGUGGGAGAAAGUAACAAGAGGUGAGGAAGCCUCUAUAUGGACUUCCUCUCAGUCCCUUGCUCCUGGGACCUCGGAUUCACCCCCUGUGAAGAUCGAUGACUAAGCAGCAACAAUAGAUUUCUUUAACCUGAAAAGCAUCCCUUCUUGAUUUGAGGAUGUUUUUUUCUUUUGUUUCAUUUUUAUUUGAAAACAAAACAAAGAAAAAAAAAAAGGAAGAAGAGAAGCUACAAAAUGCUAGCAAAGAAGCAGACCUGCUUAAGGAAGGUAACACCCAUGGAGUUACCUCAGCUAAAUGACUGUGGCAGCCAAUCUCCUGACCUACACCAAUGACACAAUGUGAUCAGAGGGAAAACGACAGCCAAAAUGUUUUGAAGUCAGCUAUCAAAAGAGAACUUAGAAGUUGUGAAUUUAAAAGACUGGCCUUAUCUCAUGGGCUACAUUGCUGAGGCCUUAAUUUA